UCCACAUCUACUCAUUGUACCAGACCCCUCCCUACCUGACCCACCCCUUCCCCUUUUAACCCAUCAACUAAGCCCUAAUCGUAUAACUCCACCAUUCCAAAAAAUUAACUUUCUAGCGCCGCUAGGGUUUCGUCGGUGGAGAUCUUCAAUUUCAAGUACAAGUUUUAUCAUUUUCUAUGCUACAUACCGAUUUAUCAGUCAAGGUAAGUCUAUAUCUUCAUUUAUUUACGCUUUUUAGAUACGUUAGGAUUAUGUGGGGAUUUUGUUAUGUAUGCCAAAAUCGAAUGAAAUAUGUUGUUUAAUGUUAAAUAUUUAGCUUUUUUAUGCCUUUGUAUGGUUUUUAUGGGUUGUAUAUGUGUGGUCCCGUGAUGUUGGUAGUCUUUCAGGGUUUGGUUGUGUCUGCCAUAAAUGAAUGAAGUCCAUUAUUUAAUGUUAAAGAUUAUGCUCUUUAUACCUUUGUAGGGUCUGUUCUUUCCCUUGUUUUUGGGUGGUCCUGAUAUGAUGUUAGCAUUUUAGGGUGUUGUUUAUUCCAUUUGUGUAGCUUUCAAUGCGUUUGUUCUGAUGUGGUCCCUCUAUUUUUUGUGUAUUUACUUUUUCCUUUAUGUUAAUUUGAAGGAUGAUUGAUGAUGUUGAUAUUGUGUUCAAUUAUGGGGGUAGUUGGGUCUUUUCAUUUGAGUUGGUAUACAUUAAAAAACUGGUGCACUUGUGGCUUUCUUUUGACCCUGAUUUGCUGAGUCAUAAGGAUGUAUGUGAUGAGUUUACUUCCAGGCUAGGGUGUUUCUUAAGUUAAACAAUUGCUAGUGAUUGGGCCCUCUGGAAAGUAUUAUAUAGUUGAUGGGGAUGAUGGUAUUAGGUCCAUCCUCAGCCUAGUGUGUGAGGAAUAUAAAGUCAUCAACUUCUUUGCUGUGUUAGAGGGUGAAGAGACAGUCUUUGCUCAACAUGUCACCCACCAUACUAAAACUUACCUUGUAGAUGUGGGGGUUGGUACAGACUGUGAACAUAGUCUUGGUUCUGUUGAUGAAUGGGAUCUCUCUGAGGAUGAGGAGUAUGAUUUUGAGGCACUAGAGGCUAUUAACAAGGAAAGGGUAAGGGUCAAAAUAACCCCAAGUACAAGGUCAAAGACAUGAGAGGAGAGCUUGAAACUGGUUUAAAAUUGAAUGUGUCCUAAUCCAAAUUGAAAAGGGCUAAGUAUAUGAUUCUUGAGAAGUUGGAGGGUAGUUUUAUAGAUGACUACAACAAGCUUGAGGCCUAUGGGCAAGAGCUUAGACAGUCUAAUCCCGAAAGUGAUGUAGUGAUAAAUAUCUCCAAAGAUGCUCUAGAAGAAGAAAAAAGGAAAUUCUUAAGGAUGUACUUGUGCUUUAAUGCUUUGAAGAAACGCUGGAAAUCUGGAUUGAGGCCACUAAUUGGCCUUGAUGGUACAUUCUUGAAAGGUAGAGUUAAGGGCAUCUUGUUGGUUGCACUUGGACAAGAUUCUAUGAAUCGUUUCUUUCCAUUAGCUUGGGCAAUAGUGGACAAAGAAACCAGCAGGACAUGGAGCUGGUUUUGUGAGCUACUGAAGAGGUCUUUGGACCUUAAAGAAGGUAUUGGGAUCACAUUCAUUUCAGCUAUGCAAAAGGGAUUGGUAGAUGCUGUUGACAAGAUUCUCCCUGAAGCUAAUCACAGGUUCUGUGUAAGGCAUAUUGAGAGUAAUUGGUGCAAAAAAUGGAGGAAUGGUCAAAUGAGGAAACUUAUGUGGUGGUGUGCAUGGAGUACAUAUGAUGAAGAGUUCAAGGACCAGUUGAAGAAGUUGGGAAAUUUAUUAGAAAAGGCUACAAGGGACUUGGUGAAAUAUCCACCAAGGGCAUAGUGCAGGGCUUAUUUGGACACUCAAUGUAAGAACAUGAUGGUUGAUAACAACUUCACUGAGUCAUUCAAUUCCUGGAUCCUUGAGGCUAGACAAAAGCCAAUAAUCAAGAUGUUAGAGGACUUAAGAGUUAAAGUGAUGGAGAUGCUAUGGGUUAAGGGAAACAACUUAAGGACUUGGACUACUGAUGUUAGUCCAGCUUGCAUGAAGCUAUACAGUGACUUCAGGGCUAUAUCAUAUAGUUGUAGGUAGGGGUGUACAUGGACCGGGUUGGUUCGGAUUUUUUAAACACCAAACCAAACCAAUUGCGUCGGGUUUUAAAAUUUAUACACCAAACCAAACCAAUAAAAUUCGGGUUUUUCAACCUCGGGUUUUCUCGGGUUGUUCAAUUUUCUCGGAUUUUUCGGUUUUGUUUUUCGGAAUAGUCUUGAUACAAAACAUAUAACUUUUACUUUAAAGAUUUCUUUAGUCCUAGUAAGAUACAAUUAUAUAAUUAAGGUGUUUCUUAAGAAAAUAACACAAAAUAUGAGAAGAGUGAUGACAUUGUAUUAAAAUAUUCAACAAAAGCUAAUAUAAUCGGUUAAAAUAAAUAUUGAUAAUUAACAAGUCAUAAAAGAAAAUGACCAUAAUCUAAAAAUACUAAGUCAUGCUAAAAUAAGUAUUAAUUAUAUGACAAAGAAAAAAAACUUAAGUUAUUUAUUUUUACUCUAUAAAUCAAUUAUGCAAAACUAAAGAAUAGAUAUCCAACAUUAUUAUCAUUUCUAGUGAUAAAUUGAAUUUCUUUUGUUAGGAUUAGUGCUGAGUUGGUUUUGGUUUGGACUUUAUUUGAGUUACUAACAUCCAUAGGAUAUAAAACUUAUUGACAUUCAAAAUUCUAAGUUCAAGCUUGAAUGAUAUGAUAAUAGAUAAAAAAUUACGAAAAAAUUUAAGAAAUAUUUAUAAAUUACUUUACAAAUAAAUAUUUUUAUGUAUAAAAUAUUUUAAAAAUUGAAUACAUGUAAUGUCGGGUUGGUUUGGUUCGGUUUGACUUCUUUUAGUUAAAACCAAACCAAAUCAAUUAUGGUCGGGUUUUUUUUUCCAACACCAAACCAAGUCAAACCAAACCACUAGUCGGGUUUUUUUUUUCGGUUUGACUCGGUUUAUCGGUUUGGUGCGGUUUGUCGGUUUACUUUGUACACCCCUAGUUGUAGGGUGGAAUUCAAUGGAGAUUGGGGGUAUGAAGUGUCUGAAGGUGAAGAUAGACACACUGUCAAUCUGGAGCAAAAAAAAUGCACCUGCAAACUUUGGGAUUUAUCAGGUAUUCCUUGCCCUCACUAUCAAAGCAUUGAUGCACAAGAAGUUGGAUCCUGUGACUGAAAUCCAUUGGUGGUAUAGUAAGGAGUCUUACAUGCUAACUUACAAACACAAGAUGCAACCUGUAAGAGGUCAAAGCUUCUGGAAAGUUGAAGCUUCACAUGCAAUGUUGCCUCCUGAUUUGGUGAAACAAGUUGGUAGACUUAAAGAGGAGGAAUAGGGAACUAGAUGAGGCAAGAAAGAGGAAAGGUGAGUGGUCCUAAUCUAGAAAGGGCACUCAAAUGACAUAUGGUAACUGUGGUGAACCAAACCAUAAUGCAAGGGGUUAUUACAGGGACAAGUCUACUGGGAAGGGGUCAAACUCAAGGAAAGGAAAAAGGCCAAUGAAUGGCAACAAUUCACAGUCAACAUCAGUUAGGGAUGCAGAUGAGAAUGAAACUGCUACACAACAGUCUGUCGUCCAAGCCGCAACACAAGAGUUUGAACCAUAUAGUCCUGAUGUUGGCAUUGAAGAAGACCCAGCCCUAAGGCCAAUAGUUAUUUAUGAAUCACAGUUAAAGAGUGAGAAGUUGAAGAUGAGAAGUGUUCCAUCUGGUACAAGACAAAUCAAGUUUACAGGAGAUCACACUGGUGUUUCAGUUCAUACUAAUCUUCCUUACUCUCCAGUCAAGACAACUUGGAAUGGAAAAGAAACAUGCUCUUCUGGACAAUUGCAGAUGGUUGCAAAAAACAAAAAAAAGGCUCAAAAUGAUGGGAGUUAAGGGCAGAGGAACCCCUGCACCUGAUGAUGACUUUCUGUGAUUGUUCAGUAUUUUCUAUGUUAGUUUUUAUCUUAAUCCUCUGGUGGUUAAUUACAUUUGGUUGACAAACAAUAUGGUUUUAACCUUUUUUUGGUUGGUUAAGCACCAGAUGAUUAAGUAUGGUGAAACUUUCAUAUGCCUUGGUUUAAUGGCAUUAAUGACACCUUCUUUUGGUCGUGUUUAUGUUAAGAUGUAUUAUGGUUGUGCUACUGUUGAAUGACAAUGCUGUUUUAGUUGAAAA
Molecule: messenger RNA, 4177 nt
Organism: Lycium barbarum (goji berry)
Lineage: Eukaryota; Viridiplantae; Streptophyta; Magnoliopsida; Solanales; Solanaceae
Exons: 3
Coding region: 1193-1846 (217 amino acids)
Source: RefSeq, a predicted model, not a curated record